Zingiber officinale is the source of this 2060-nucleotide messenger RNA. Its product is annotated as SKP1-like protein 21. Gene Ontology annotation, biological process: SCF-dependent proteasomal ubiquitin-dependent protein catabolic process. Gene Ontology annotation, molecular function: cullin family protein binding. The record is from RefSeq and is a predicted model, not a curated record. The transcript is spliced from 11 exons. Lineage: Eukaryota; Viridiplantae; Streptophyta; Magnoliopsida; Zingiberales; Zingiberaceae. Gene Ontology annotation, cellular component: nucleus; cytoplasm. Bases 495 to 1487 code for a protein of 330 amino acids.
AAUAAGGUAGGCGGAGGAGCCAGCGGGUGGGGUCUACCAUUUGUGCUGCAUGCCCCCACAUGAUCGGAUAGAACUCGCCCCCUCGCUCCCAAAUCAAGACGCGACGGCAAGAGAAGCAAAAAGUUUUCAUGCCUUGCCGUAGGCCGCCAGGAGCCCUAAGCCGGCAGCAGCUUCAGGAGCUACCUUCGUUUGACUCUCUGGUGUAAUCAGGUGUUAGAACGAAGAGAUUUGGGAAAUUAUUUUGCGGCAACAUCAGGAAAGUGCACGUCUCAUUGUGACCUUAUUGAUGCUUGAAGGAGCACAGGCAAUCAACUAUGCAGGAUAAUAUGUUCGUAGAUUUAUAUCACGUCUUCCAUGGGGAAAAAUCAUUAUAUACUUUAUGAUAAAAGGUCUUGUUACAAUAUGAGACCAUUCAGUCCAAACUAGGAAUCCUUGACUUGGUGGGUUUUUUCUGUAUUUUCUUGUCUAUCUGUUUCCCUUGCCUUCUUGAAAAGAUGCACACAUCCAUAUCAGAAAGUGAAAAGGCUAUAAUAAAUCCAGAGGCAAUGAAGUCCUUUGUAUGGCUUCAAUGUGCUGAUGGAUCCAUUCAACAAGUUGAAGAGGAGGUUGCGAUGUUUUGCCCCAUGAUAUACCGGGAGAUCCUUCAGACAGGGAUGGGGACUUCUAAAAAUUAUGCUAUAUCUUUACCAGAUCGUGUGAACCCUGCUAUUCUCAGCUUAAUUUUUGACUAUUGUCGGUUUCAUCAAGUACUAGGCCGCUCUAACAAGGAACGAAAGUCCUUUGAUGAGAAAUUUAUCAGGAUGGACACCAAAAAUUUAUGUGAGUUGACUUCGGCAGCAGACAGCCUCCAGCUGAAGCCAUUGGUUGAUCUCACUAGUCGUGCACUGGCUCGUAUGAUAGAAGGGAAGACACCAGAAGAAAUUCGUGAAACCUUUCAUUUACCCGAUGACCUUACAGAGGAAGAGAAACUGGAGCCACUAAAAAAUGUAAAUGAUGAUCCACGAAUACGUCUGCUCAAUCGAUUAUAUGCUAAGAAACGAAAAGAAUUAAAGGAGCGGCAGAAGUUAAAGGACAUUGAAGCACACGAAGAGAAGAAAGAUGAACGCUCAGUUGAUGAAAUCUUGUCUUUUAUCAAUGGAGAAGAAGAUUCCAAAGGAGUUAAGGCUCUUAAGAGUAAGAAAAAGAACAGGAAGAAGAGAGAUCCCCAUAAAGACAGUUGUAGACAUGACUCAACGAAACUAAACAACAAGGAAACCAACUUUUCGCCAAGUGCAAGCCAAUGUUCAGAAACUCGAGACAAUGAUGAUGACACUUUUCCAUCAAAUGUUGAAUUUGAAGAUGGUGAUAUUGAUGAUCUGGAUCCUGCAGUUAAGGAAGAACUUGAUAGAGAAGUAGAAGAUUUUUCCAGAAGAUUAAAUUCUGAUUGGCCUGAAAGAAUGCAAGAAUUUUUGUCUUUAGGACAAAAACAGAAUGCUUGCUCCAAAUAGGGCGAGUUCGAGUUCGACCGGUCCACUUCACAAGUCCACAGGCUUGUGUUGCAACUGGAACUAUUCAGUUCCUUGACUCUGAAUUCCAGGUCAAAUAUUAUUCUUAAUGUUUAUUGGAUGCUGCUGUUUUUCAUCGCUCGAAAUGUUACAUUGCAGGCAUCGACAGGGGAUAAUUGGUGCACCUCAAACCUGUGACACAUGGAGAUUAACGAGAGGACUCACUCGACCAAUACUUUUUGUUGCUGGCUAAGAACCACCUUGUGAAAAACUUCAAACUUCAACUCUUCUUUUUCAAUUUUUUCAUUUGCAUUUAGAGUACUUUAGUCCUUAGCCAGCAGGCAGAGUUGCAUAGCUCAUCUCUUAUGUAAAAUUUUGCUUCUCUAUUUUUUUCUUCUUCUUUUCGAUCGUUGUAACAAUUUGAGGUGGGAAAAUCAACAUUGGAACUUACUGCACCAAGCAACUGAUUCUGUUUCCACUUCGUGCCCGAAUUUAGUGUAGUUUCACAUUGGCAUAUGUAGUUAAGAAAAAUGUAUUUCUAUUCUGAAUUAAGAUGCAUUAUGUUAAGUGUUGAAA